Messenger RNA from Paraphaeosphaeria sporulosa, 429 nucleotides. RefSeq lists its product as uncharacterized. Bases 1 to 429 code for a protein of 142 amino acids. Gene Ontology annotation, molecular function: zinc ion binding; DNA-binding transcription factor activity, RNA polymerase II-specific. Gene Ontology annotation, biological process: regulation of DNA-templated transcription. The record is from RefSeq and is a predicted model, not a curated record. Lineage: Eukaryota; Fungi; Ascomycota; Dothideomycetes; Pleosporales; Didymosphaeriaceae. The transcript has 2 exons.
AUGUCAGCAGUAUCGACAGCGCACCGCAGGCGUCGCCGCACGAUUGAUUUGCGCGACCCGAGUCAGACUUCAUUCGAAUGCCAGGUUUGCAAUCGACAGUAUGACCGUGCAGAUCACCUGGAACGGCAUUUAGACUCACAUCGUAACGUGCGACCAUUUCGCUGCGAAAACUGUCCAGCGGCCUUCAAUCGCAGGGAUCUACUCCUACGACAUCAGACGAACCACGAAAAGAACGCCGCCAAAGGCCAGAUCGGCCACUACAUCGCGGACAGAGCAGUGAAAGCUUGCGACGCGUGUGUGCUGUCUAAGGUCAAAUGCGAGAAUUCGAGACCUUGCCAAAGGUGUGUGAAGAAGGUAAACAAACACCGAAUACAACUUGCAGAAGGGAACCAUUGCUUGCUUGGCUACUUCAUACAAUACCCUGUCUGA